UUUAACCCUUGUGGUUUGUAAGAGAAAAGAGGGCAUCCGAGGGAGAUGGGCUCCACCAGCACUGCGGCGAGGCUCUUCUGUUGUGUCGCAUUGUCCAUGGUUGCUGUCGGAUUCGCUAUUCCUCAAGAGAAAACCAAAUUCAUAUCAAGUAACGACCUCUGUCUUAAACGGGCGUGGCGCGUGAUCGAUCCUGACCGGCGCGCCGCGCGCGCGUGCGGCGCCUUGGCUGGUGCAGGGGUGUGCCCGGUGCGGUUCGACACCUCGCCCGGCAUGGACGUGGUGAUCAGCAGCUGCCGCGGGGUGCCGACGGCGCAGCGGUGCUGCGGGGCGUUCAAGACCUACGCGUGCCCCUACAGCGACGUGAUCAACAACAACGCCGAGAACGGGUGCGCCAGCGCCAUGUUCUUCGAGAUCGACGUCCGCGGCAGGCUGCGGCCGGGGCUCUUCUCCCAGCUGUGCGCCGAGGGCCCCUUCGGGCUCAAGUGCUGAUCAGGUCGCCGUCGUGCCAGCUCGCGAUCGGUCUAGCUCCUACCACCGCCUAUACCUGCUGCUGGCCGGCGGCCGGUAGUAUCUCCAGCUAAUUUGCUACCUUGAUGCCCGGCUGCUCCCUCCUGUGGCGGCAUUGCAUUGAUUUGCAUGUAUCCGGUUUCUGUAUCGGAGACGAAUUGUCGAUCGAUACGUGCUACAAUAUACAGGUA
Molecule: messenger RNA, 698 nt
Organism: Panicum virgatum (switchgrass)
Lineage: Eukaryota; Viridiplantae; Streptophyta; Magnoliopsida; Poales; Poaceae
Product: GPI-anchored protein LLG1-like
Exons: 3
Coding region: 46-489 (147 amino acids)
Source: RefSeq, a predicted model, not a curated record